AUGGUUGAUCUACCUUUGAAUUCUCCGAUCGAUAUUCGUGCACAUAUUCUCUAUUACGCUUAUCAACGUUAUUCCAUUAAAAAAUCUUAUUCGAAUUAUAAGAAACUGUGCAUAAAAUUUGGAAAACAAGCGAUUUCAUUUGAGGAAUAUGAGUUUCUGUUUAUGCAAUACCUCGGAGUAGAUGAACGAGAGCUCCCAGACAUUCGUGGAUGCAUUCUUUCUAAUGUCAUCAAUGGAAAAUCUGCUGAAAAAUCAAUAGAUGAUUUGUGUGAUGCGUUCAAAAAUCAUAAAAUCGAUAAGGAAGAUCACGAUUAUUGGCAUAGGCGAUUUGAAAAUGGACACUUAUUCACUCGUGUCACAUUCUCCGAUUUCCCAGAAGAUGUGAUCUCUGAAAUUGUUGAGAGAUGUGAUAUCAAGUCAUAUUUGAAUCUCCGAAAUGUUUCUCAUGGAUUUCGAACCGUCAUUGAUCAGCAGCCGCCUCCUUGCACUCAUAUUCAAGUGCAUUGCGGAGGGGACAGGAUGAAAAUCUAUGUAGAUUAUGCACUGAUAGCUGACUCGGAUAAUCACUAUUCAAAUCUACGAAUGAAGGCGUUUUUAAAACGAAUGCACGGAUCACUGACACUUUUGUUGAGAAAUUCGAAACUCCGGCUGAAAUAUUUCGCAUUUUACGCGAAUGCUGCUUCUCGAGAGACCUAUUUGUAUACAAAGGUCGUUAUCAGUCUACUCAACUCAUUGAAUCGCGAACUCCGAAGACUCAUUGUCUACGACAUUUCUCAAUGGAAAACUAUCGAUAAAUCCUUCAAAAUCUAUGAAAAACUGUGUAAAGUAUUGGGAAACGAGGCAAUUUCUUACGACAACUAUGAGUAUUGGUUCAAUCGAUAUCUCAAAGAGAACUACUAUUCUCCAUAUAAAUCAAGUCCUCCUUGGAUUCCAGACUUAGAAGUCUGCAUUCUCGCCGACGUUAUUGAUGGAAAAUCAAUUGAAAAUUCAUAUAGAGAUCUAUGUGAAGCUUUUGGAAACAAUAAAAUGGAUAAGGAAUAUCAUGCUACUUGUUAUGAGAGAUAUUACUUCGAGGCGCAUCGACACGCCCUCAUCAUGGCUGAACGAUCUGUCAAUACUACUCUUCCCGAUACUUAUAAUGAUCACGACUUGAAAUUCUCCGACUUUCCAGAAGAUGUAGUCACUGAAAUUGUGGAUAGAUGUGACUUGAAGGCAUAUCUGAAUCUCCGCAAUGUCUCGCAUUCGCUCCGAACAAUUGUCGAUAAACGCCCACCUCCUUGCACUGAUAUUGAGAUUGUUUGCAGAUACGAUUGCAUUCUAGUCAAGGCGGAUAAAGAGAUUCUGGUGCAUUCUGGUCUUGUUGAGCUGAACCAUUCACGCACUUGCUCCCUGGAUUAUAUCGAAAAACGUGUAUUCCGAGAGCUUGAAGUUCUUCUGAAAAAUCCGAAACUUCGAUUGAAAUCAUUUCGUGUCGAUUUCCAAAAUCAUUCAAUGUUUUUUGAUAUGAAUGCAUCACCUCGGAAAUAUAAGAAAAAUUGUUGCAAAUUGCUCAACUCGUUGAAUCACGAAAUCCUCGUGGAACGAUGCAUUAUCAUGAUGGAAGACGAAAAAUGUGAAAGACGAAUUCUACGAUGUUUGAAACCUGGAACGCUUCAAAAACUGGUUAUCGGUAGCUCGUUGUCGAUAAAUGAAAUUGGUCGAAUCGCUCAAAUGGAUCAAUGGAAACAGGCAAAACAUCUCAACCUCAUUUGUUUCCCCGAAUUAUCGAUUGAGUAUUUCUCCCAUUUCUCCACUUUCGAAAUAUCUUUCGGAACAAUUUCAACUAACAAUCUGGUCCGACUCUGUGAUAACCUCUCCAAAUCGACCAAUUUCGAGUCAUGCAUCAUCAAAAGUACGCGUUCGUUGAAUAUUGAGACAAUCAAGAAUGCACGGAAUCUUCAACCAUCUACUUCUCCGAAUAAGUAUUAUGUUCCGAAUUCAAAUCUUGUAAUUCAGUUUCCAAGAGGUUCUGUGGCAUACGAAAUUUCUAUCCGUAAACUUUAA
Messenger RNA from Caenorhabditis remanei, 2043 nucleotides. RefSeq lists its product as uncharacterized. The record is from RefSeq and is a predicted model, not a curated record. The transcript is spliced from 8 exons. Bases 1 to 2043 code for a protein of 680 amino acids. Lineage: Eukaryota; Metazoa; Nematoda; Chromadorea; Rhabditida; Rhabditidae. Gene Ontology annotation, molecular function: protein binding. Gene Ontology annotation, biological process: innate immune response.